AUGUUCUCCGCCAGAGCCCUUUCGCGCUCCCUGUCCCGAUUCCCUCGCCGUCCGCCACAGAAUUUACUCUCCGUCAGGCUAUAUACCACAGGAACACAGUCUUCCCCACAGCCUGGCCAGAAUUCAUAUAUUCAAACCUCGAAAACCAUCGCCAAAGUCACUGGCUUACUGUGCCUUUCUUCCGUAGUGGGAAUAUUCGUUGUUGGUGCAUCCAUUUUGGCCCACGACGCUUUCACCUAUAACGAAAAACAUGUUGACCGUGUCCCUGUCAAUCCCCUCGCCCUCCAUCCAGAACGCGGUGGGCCAAAGAACUUACCUGUCGCGCGAGUCCUGGUCGACGACGAGGAGGAUGAAGAAGCCAAACUGCUCGCAGGCAAACCCAGGCUUGUCAUCAUUGGAGGCGGCUGGGGCGCAAUGGGCGUCCUUGAAUCCCUUCAUCCAGGAGAUUAUCAUGUCACUGUUGUUUCUACAGACACCUACACGACUUUCACGCCUCUUCUUCCAUCUGCCGCUGUUGGGACGGUUUCUGUUAGAUCUCUCAUUGAACCUAUUCGCAAGGUUUUGGCCCGUCUUCGAGGACAUUUUGUUCAGGGAAAGGCUGUUGACCUUGUGAUGUCCGAACGUCUGGUUGAAAUUUCAGCAGUUUCACCAGAUGGGUCUGAAAGCAACUUCUACAUUCCUUAUGACAAAAUUGUUAUAGCGGUUGGGUCUUCAUCAAGUACUCACGGUGUUCCUGGGUUGGAAAACUGCUUCCAACUCAAGACUAUUGGGGAUGCCCAGGCUAUUCGAAGGAGAAUCAUGGACAACUUCGAGAGAGCCAGUUUGCCCACCACUUCCCCCGAAGAGCGUAAACGCUUGCUAAGCUUCGUUGUUUGUGGAGGAGGCCCCACUGGUGUAGAAACUGCUGCCGAGAUAUAUGAUUUUUGUCAGGAAGAUAUCAUGAAUUAUGCAUGUAUCUUUCCGAAAAUAUGUCGCAAGGAAGUCUCCAUCCAUGUGAUCCAAUCUCGAGAACAUAUCUUAAAUACCUAUUCUGAGGCGAUAUCAAAGUUUGCAGAGGACAAAUUCAGGCGCGACCAAGUAGACCUUAUUACAUCUGCACGUGUUGCUGGUGUCACUCCCGAGCAUGUUUUAUACACGACACGCAAUGCAGAAGGCGAAACAGAGCAGCACAGUAUUCCUACCAAUUUCGUUCUAUGGUCCACCGGUAUUGCUAUGAACCCCUUUACGCAGCGUGUGUCUAGUUUAUUGCCAAACCAGGUUCAUAAGAAGGCGAUAGAAGUUGACUCUCACUUAAGGGUCAACGGUGCCCCUAUUGGCGAGGUUUAUGCUAUUGGGGAUUGCGCAACGAUUGAAACCUCUUUGAUGAGUCAUUUCAUGGAAUUAGUGGACGAUGCAGAUGCGGAUAAAAAUGGAAAGAUUGAAUUUGGGGAAUGGGAACAUAUGGUUGUCAAGAUCAAAGAGCGCAUACCAAUGGCUGAAGACCAUCUUGUCAAAGUGAAGGAGUUGUUCCAGCUAUACGACUCUGAUGCAGACGAUAGCCUUUCGCUCAACGAGCUUUUCAAACUCCUGGAAGAAAUUGGGAAUCGUAUUACUUCUCUUCCCGCCACGGCCCAAGUCGCAUCUCAACAGGGUAAAUACCUCGGCAAGAAACUUCACAAACUUUCCCGCGCCAAUCCUCCUGUCGCCUCUUCCACGCCUCCAGCAUCAGGAAACCCGAAUGCUAUCCAAUUGUUAUCAGAUGAAACAGUGUCAAAGCCGUUCAAAUAUUUUCAUCUUGGUACCCUUGCGUAUAUCGGCAAUGCUGCUGUUUUUGAUUUUGGUAAAUAUUCGUUUAUGGGUGGCCUAGUUGCCAUGUAUGCGUGGAGGAGCAUUUAUUGGAACGAACAAGUUAGCGCUAGGACGCGCGCCUUGUUAAUGAUCGAUUGGAUCGUUAGAAAAAUUAAAUACGAAGAACUUGCGUUACGCAUAGUGCAACUAUACGGAUAA
This is a messenger RNA of Psilocybe cubensis, 1986 nucleotides long. RefSeq lists its product as uncharacterized. The record is from RefSeq and is a predicted model, not a curated record. The transcript is spliced from 13 exons. Bases 1 to 1986 code for a protein of 661 amino acids. NCBI's taxonomy places the organism in Eukaryota, Fungi, Basidiomycota, Agaricomycetes, Agaricales, Agrocybaceae. Gene Ontology annotation, molecular function: calcium ion binding; NADH dehydrogenase activity.